AUGACUGAUCCAACUCCUGUUCUCUGGCCUUCGGGCCAUCCCACGCCUCCUUUGUCGCCCCGCAAAAGGCGACGUUUUCUUCGUGAAUCUAAAGAAUCAGAGGGUGAGAUGAGUCUGGAACAAUACAUGCACUCCUCUGAGAUCUAUCGAUCGGUUAGCGUCACCAGUCCACUGCCUCUACCGGUGAAAAUGGAAACUGUGCCUGCAAUAGAACAGAAAAUCAGUCCACUUUACCCCGAAAUCAGAGCUAUCAUGCGCCGUCGCAACCUGAAUGUCCUCACAACUUUCCAAUGUGGGAAGAUGAGCAAACCGAAUUAUCCUGGCGGUGAUAUCACUUUGGACUUCUUCUCAAUCUACCUCAGCAACACCGACCCCAACAUUCCUCAUCUCGGCCCGAUCAAAGAUGACAUCGUAAGAUUCUUCCACCAGCACAGGGUCAACGCGCAUGUUCAGAUCAUUAGCAGCAAGCACUGUCAUCACCCCUUUGUAUUCUUCAUCGCCCCAACCCAUCCUCUUGUGAUAGCCUACGAACGAACCAAACUCAACAUUGUCAAGCUUCUCAACAAGGCAAUCGGCAAUAAGUGGCGCUUGCUUUGCCCCUUUCAUGUUGGUUCAAUGAGAGCUAAGGCGCAGCCGGUGAUCGUUGUACUUGUGGAGCCAUGGACACGCACAAAUUGGUUCGAACUGCGAUGUCAGAUUAUGUAUCAACUCGCACCUCACAUGAACACGGAUGACUUUGAUAUUGAAUUUUUGCCGGGUGGCCUGUCACUUUUGACCAAGGCCGUUUCGUUCAAGGACCGACUCACUCCAAAUUCCGUUCCUCGAAUGGGCUACUCGGUCGGCAUUGAAGGAAAUAACAAUGUAGGCACAUUAGGCGGAUUUGUCACAUUGACCCACGAUGGAGUUGUUCGUAGAGGCUUUCUCACGAAUUAUCAUGUUAUCAGGCCUUCGGAAUCUAAAGACAACGCCCGGUUUCUCCAAGACCUCGAUCGUUAUGGGUCAUCUCCCGCUCGACGUCUGAAACGGGUGAUUAGAAUUGAAUGCCUGGCUCGCAUGGACAGGGAUGUUACACUUGCCAGGCUUGACUUCUUCUUGAAUGCCUUGCGCAAGCAGUACUCUGAGUUCAGUGCCAAAGUGCAAGAACGAGAACUGAUUGGAGCAACUCCGCAUUGCCGCCUCCUAGAAUGGAUAGCAAAUUACGACUCUCACAUGGAGAAACUUUUGCCCCAGCAUACAGCAGUCGAGAGAAUGCCACACGUCUUGGGAGAAGUGAAGUUCGUGUCCGGACAGCAACUUCGUGAUAGCCAAGUCCUGGAUUGGGCUUUCGUUCAACUCUCCAAAGACGCCGAGGAACAAUGUUUCGGACCAAACCGCAUGUUUUCAAUCCCUUCUACCUUUCUGCCACAGGAGCUCAUACCUCCUUGCCCUCCUAUGGUUAUCCAGGAGCACAGUGUUCUGAAUGAAUUCGGCUCACUCAGGGCAGGGGAUUAUUGCAUGAAAAAUGGCCGGACCACUGGGGUUACUGCAGGCAUCUGCAACGGACCAAAAGCGUACUGCAAGUGGGAAUCCAGCAGUAGAUACAACCCUAGUGGGGUCCAAGUGGACAUGGACACUGCGGCAACUGAAGAGUUCAUCAUUGUGACUGAGGAAUCGGACCUACACCACCCUAGCCGAGCCUUUUGCGAGAAUGGAGAUUCAGGCUCAUUUAUUCUCAAUACAUAUGGGGCUGUAACUGGCUUGCUCUGGGGAGGAGUGGUAUAUCAAGAUCUUAAUGUUGGACUGGCCUCGAGCAUGUCCGAUAUCCUGAGGUCAAUCGAAGAGAAGGUUGGAGGUCCUGUCUCUGUUGAUCUUGCGCAGUAA
This is a messenger RNA of Penicillium robsamsonii, 1860 nucleotides long. RefSeq lists its product as uncharacterized. The coding region runs from base 1 to 1860 and encodes 619 amino acids. The transcript has a single exon. Lineage: Eukaryota; Fungi; Ascomycota; Eurotiomycetes; Eurotiales; Aspergillaceae. The record is from RefSeq and is a predicted model, not a curated record.